CAUGGCUCUGCCUAUUAAUGUCUUGAGUAACUUUUAACACCUCAAAAUACAGGUCUCUCAUUCUGAACAGGAGCUUGAAAUGCAAACUGUGCUUUUAGAUAUUCUACCAGACUCCGGCUGCCUGCUCCAUUAGAAAAAAUUCAGGAUUUUGUGUUUGUGUUGGACUCUGUCAGAACAGUAUGAGUCAUUAAGCAAAUUUCAGUUUGCUUUCCUCCUUGAAUCAAGGAAUUUAUUUAUUAAUCAAGUAUAGUAAAUUUCAUGUUUCAUUUUCCACACCUGUGACUGGACUCAAAAUCUUGUUGCUGACCCUGACUUUGGAGAGAGCGAUACGUGCUUUCUUCCUGAUACACAUGCAGAAAAAUGCCUGUGGGGCUUGGAGAUUAAAAAUACAUUAAAAAGAAAACCUUGCUGUCACUUCCUCCAAGGGGCCCUGAAACAGGAUGGAGCGGAUAAGCGAGGAGGCCCUGCGGCUGAACAUGCUGAAGCGAGGUCUGGAGGUGCCGGAGGAACGUGAGGAGGCCCUGGCUAAGAGGCUCAAGAUGGAAGGCCACGAGGCCAUGGAGCGCCUCAAGAUGUUGGCAUUUCUCAAACGCAAGGACCUGGCUGGCCUGGAGGGGGACUCCAAGUGCUCUCCAGGGAGUGGCCAGGGUUCAAUGGCACCCAUGGCCUUUGAGGAGAAAAUGAACGGCAGCCUGCGGAGUGGAACAGCAGGCCAUGGCAGCCUGAGCAGAAGUGGCAAGGAGAACAUGGGAGACGAACCUGUGGAUAUGAGUGCGAGGCGCAGUGAUCUGGACAGGGAGCGCCACACACCUUCCCCUGAUAUCAUCGUCCUGUCCGACAACGAGGCCUCCAGCCCCCGUGCGGCCUCCCGUGCUGAGGACCGGCUCAGGGUUCCAAAUGUGGAGAUGUUCAAGGGCAAGAGCGACGAGGAGCGCCAGCAGAUGAUUAAGGCCCUGAAGGAGGAACUGCGCCUGGAGGAGGCACGUUUGGUGCUGCUGAAAAAGCUCCGUCAGAGUCAGAUGCAGAAGGAGAACCUUGUGCAAAAGGUGCCGGUGGUCCAGAAUGCACCAUCAUCUGUGCAGCCAUCACCCAGUCAUGGUUCUCAGGGGCUGGCCAAGCUGCCGACACGACCUGGUCUCCACACCCCAGAGCCUCAGAACCUGCGCACUGCUCAGGGUCACACUGUGAUCAGAUCAGCCAGCAAUGCUGGCCUGCCUCAGAUGAUGAUGUCACAGCGAGUGAUAGCCCCCAAUCCAGCGCAGCUUCAGGGCCAAAGGGUGCCCUCCAAGCCUGGCAUUUCACGCUCAGCCACAGGCAGCAUUACCAAUGCUGGCAACUAUCAGCAGGCUAGCAGCCAGCAGGUGUCUGUCUCCCAACGCUCUGCCUCCUCUAUCUACAUGAACCUGGCCCACAUGCAGGCCUCUGGGGCUGGUGGUGUAGGCAGUGUGGCAGGAGUGGGUGCAGUUAGCCCCUCACCACUCCCCAGCCCAGGAGCAGGCUCCCUCACAGACUCAGUCAGCAGCCAGGCGGCAGCAAAGCUAGCCCUGCGUAAGCAGCUGGAAAAGACCCUCCUGGAGAUCCCGCCGCCCAAACCCCCCGCACCACUGCUGCACUUCCUGCCCUCAGCCGCAAACAGCGAGUUCAUCUACAUGGUCGGCCUGGAAGAGGUGGUGCAGAGUGUGAUUGACAGCCAGGGCAAACUGCGCAGCCCGCUCUCCCGCAUGGAGCCCUUUGUGUGUGCCCAGUGCAAGACAGACUUCACCCCGCACUGGAAGCAAGAGAAAGGCGGACGCAUCCUCUGCGAGCUGUGCAUGACAACCAAUCAGAAGAAGGCCCUGAAGGCAGAGCACACUAACCGACUGAAGAAUGCCUUUGUGAAGGCCCUACAGCAGGAACAGGAGAUCGAACAGAGGCUUCAGCAGCAAGCAGCCUUGUCACCCAGUUCUGCACAGACUGUUCCCAGCGUCAGCAAAGCUGACUCCAUGAUUCGGCACCAUGCGCUCAGACAGGCUCCUCAGCCACAGGCUCCCCAGUCCCAGGCUUCUCUCCAGCGGGGCAUCUCUGGCUCAGCCCGGGGAGUGCUGUCCAACUUUGCCCAAGCUUCACAGCUCUCUGUGGCCAGCGGCCUCCUCGGCAUGACAGACAAGCGCUGUGGAGGCUCCAGCAGUCGGGUCCAGCACGAGAGCCGACGCCAGCUCUAUAAUAUCCCUGGGGUGAACAUUGCGUACCUGAACCCAGGGGCAGUUGGCGGUCAUAAAGCAUCCAGCCUGGCUGAUCGACAGAGGGAGUAUCUGCUGGACAUGAUCCCUCCUCGUUCCAUAUCGCAGUCCAUUACUGGGCAGAAAUGAGUCGCACAUAUGCGAGCAACACACUGCAACAUAGCGCCCCCCCGUUUCACCCCCCUGCCCCCAUCGCAUGCAGUGCCUGUUAGUGUGCCUAUCAGCCAACUCAUAAGAACAGUCAAGAAAAACACAGAACAUUUGGUGCAUUGAGAUGUACUAUUAAAAUGUAUUAUGGAUUUUCAAAU
This is a messenger RNA of Scleropages formosus (Asian bonytongue), 2527 nucleotides long. Its product is annotated as transcriptional repressor p66-beta-like. Gene Ontology annotation, molecular function: sequence-specific DNA binding. NCBI's taxonomy places the organism in Eukaryota, Metazoa, Chordata, Actinopteri, Osteoglossiformes, Osteoglossidae. Gene Ontology annotation, biological process: negative regulation of transcription by RNA polymerase II. The record is from RefSeq and is a predicted model, not a curated record. Gene Ontology annotation, cellular component: NuRD complex. The transcript has 12 exons. Bases 441 to 2348 code for a protein of 635 amino acids.